Messenger RNA from Hansenula ciferrii, 978 nucleotides. It is a transcript of the gene TAL1, whose product is annotated as sedoheptulose-7-phosphate:D-glyceraldehyde-3-phosphate transaldolase TAL1. Gene Ontology annotation, molecular function: transaldolase activity. The record is from RefSeq and is a predicted model, not a curated record. Bases 1 to 978 code for a protein of 325 amino acids. Gene Ontology annotation, biological process: carbohydrate metabolic process; pentose-phosphate shunt; pentose-phosphate shunt, non-oxidative branch. Lineage: Eukaryota; Fungi; Ascomycota; Saccharomycetes; Phaffomycetales; Wickerhamomycetaceae. Gene Ontology annotation, cellular component: cytoplasm; intracellular anatomical structure. The transcript has 2 exons.
AUGUCCUCAAACUCAUUAGCUCAAUUGAAAGCCACCGGUACCGUCGUCGUCACUGACACUGGUGAAUUCGAAUCAAUCGCCAAAUAUACUCCACAAGAUGCUACCACCAACCCAUCUUUAAUCUUAGCUGCUUCUAAAAAAGCUGAAUACGCUAAAUUAAUUGAUGUUGCUGUUGCUUACGGUAAAGAAAAAGGUUCAACUACUGAAGAAAAAGUUUCAAUUGCUUUAGAUCGUUUAUUAGUUGAAUUUGGUACUGAAAUUUUAAAAAUUGUUCCAGGUAGAGUUUCAACUGAAGUUGAUGCUAGAUUAUCUUUUGACAAAGAAGGUACCAUCAAAAAAGCUUUACAAAUUAUUGAAUUAUACAAAGAACAAGGUAUUGACAAAGAUAGAAUUUUAAUUAAAAUUGCUUCAACUUAUGAAGGUAUCCAAGCUGCUAGAGAAUUAGAAUCAAAAUACCAAAUCCACACCAACUUGACUUUAUUAUUCUCUUUCGUUCAAGCUGUUGCUUGUGCUGAAGCUAACAUCACUUUGAUUUCACCAUUCGUUGGUAGAAUCUUAGAUUGGUACAAAGCUAAAACUGGUGAAACUUACACUGGUGAAACCGAUCCAGGUGUUAUCUCUGUUAAAAGAAUUUUCAACUACUACAAAAAAUUCGGUUACAAAACCAUUGUUAUGGGAGCUUCAUUCAGAAACACUGAUGAAAUCAGAGCUUUAGCUGGUGUUGAUUUCUUAACCAUUGCUCCAAAAUUAUUAGAAGAAUUAAUCAACUCUGAUUCUGCUCUUCCAAAAGUUUUAGAUGCUAAAGAUGCUCAAAACGUUGAUGAAGAAAAAGUUUCAUAUGUUGAUGAUGAAGCUACUUUCAGAUUCUUAUUAAAUGAAGAUGCUAUGGCUACUGAAAAAUUAUCUGAAGGUAUCAGAAAAUUCGCUGAAGAUGCUGUUACUUUAUCAAAAGUUUUGGAAGAAAAAGUUUUGGCUUAA